AUGGCUUGUUUGCUGGAGAGAAAAGGGGAAAACCUUCAAUUUGACGGAGACAAGCUGCGCCAGGACCUACAGGAAAAUGGAUACGUAGUGGUCCCUAACCUUUUGAUCUCAGAAGAAUGCGAUACCUUGACGUCACAAUAUAAGGACUGGGUGGGCGAGUUUGAGGAUGGGUAUAUCCCACUUCAGAAGAGAACCUCCGUUAUCCAGUCUUAUAGGGUUGGUCAUUUUAAGCCGAGCUGGGAGGUACGCCUGAGGGCCAAGAAAAUUUUCCAGGAAGUUUGGGGAACAGAGAAACUACUCUCCAGCAUUGACGGGAUUGCGAUUUCUAAACCACCAGAAAAAGCAAAUGAAUACCGAGACAUUCAUAAGGAUUGGCUGCAUGUGGACCAAGGGAUUCGCAGAGAGGGUCUGCACGCAUACCAAGGCGCUGUUUACCUGGAGGAACAAACAAAGGAUGAUUACUGCUUUCGGGUACUCUCGAAAUCUCAUCUUUACCACUCGGAAUUCUUCAAGACGUUUCCAAAUGCAGUAACUAAAACAGAGCGUACUGAUUUUUAUAAAUUAAACAACACAGAGAAAGAUUUUUACUUUAAAAAGGGGUGCACUUUCGACUGUGUUCCGGUGCCGAAAGGAGGGAUAGUUUUAUGGGAUUCACGGACGGUUCACGAUAAUACUCCGCCGGUCUCGGAGAGACCGAACCACGACAGGUGGCGCUUUGUUGUCUUUGUAAGUAUGACGCCUGCCAUCUGGGCGAGUGAAAAAGACAUGGAGUUCAAACAAGAUGUAUACAGGCGGAUGCUUCUUACUUCACACUGGUCAUCUCAGGGGCUGAAAACAUUCAAGGAAUAUAAAGUUGGAAACUGGAAAAAGCAAGCAAAUAUCAGCAUUGAUUAUUUACCAGACGUUGCAAGAAAACAAGAAGCCAAACUGUUGGCUGGAGCCGAGCGAUAUGAUUUCUAUGAUGGAAGUCCGAAUGGACCAGACGCACCGAAAUGGAGAUUUGGCAUUUAUUAAAAUUUACUUUUCCUAAAUUUGCUUCAAAAUC
Messenger RNA from Saccostrea echinata, 1045 nucleotides. RefSeq lists its product as uncharacterized. Bases 1 to 1014 code for a protein of 337 amino acids. The transcript is spliced from 3 exons. The record is from RefSeq and is a predicted model, not a curated record. NCBI's taxonomy places the organism in Eukaryota, Metazoa, Mollusca, Bivalvia, Ostreida, Ostreidae.